Molecule: messenger RNA, 1446 nt
Organism: Thermothelomyces thermophilus ATCC 42464
Lineage: Eukaryota; Fungi; Ascomycota; Sordariomycetes; Sordariales; Chaetomiaceae
Exons: 3
Coding region: 1-1446 (481 amino acids)
Molecular function (GO): oxidoreductase activity
Source: RefSeq, a predicted model, not a curated record
AUGCAAAACGGGACUACAUCUUCAUGGGAUGCGGACCUUCUCCGCUCCCGGUUUGUGCGCGCCCUUUCGGACAUGUACAGGAACGAAGUGCCGCUGUACGGUCAGCUGGUGGAUAUUGUCCAGGGCGUCGAUCGUUCGGUUCUUGCCUCUCGAGGGCAGAGCUUAGAUGACCUCCCAAAGCGUCACCAGCUUGAGCGCCACGGUGCCAUCCGGCUGGGGACCCAGCACGAGAUGCGUAUGAUUAGCCGAUUAUUUGGCAUCAUGGGCAUGCAUCCUGUGGGAUACUACGACUUGAAGAUCGUUGGGUUCCCCCUUCAUGGUACUGCGUUCAGGCCCACGAGCGAGGAAUCGCUGCGCAGGAACCCCUUCCGCGUUUUUACUACUGUUCUACGACCUGACCUGAUCUCAUCACCUUCAGUGAGGAAAAAGGCAACGGAGAUUUUGUCCCGGCGGACUCUCUUUUCCCCGCGGCUGUGCGAGCUGAUGGACGCGGCCGAAAAGGAUCGAUCGAUUUUGACGGCCAGCGAUGCUGACGAGCUGAUCGCGGAAGCCCUCAAAAUCUUCAAGUGGCAUUCCCGCUCCACCGUGCCCUAUGAGACCUACCUUAGCCUUGAGCAGGAACAUCCCAUGGUUGCCGACAUUGUCUGCUUUCCCAGCGCGCACAUCAACCAUCUGACCCCUCGUACACUAGACAUCGACGCCGUCCAGGCCGAAAUGAUUGCGCAGGGGUUGCCGGCUAAAGAAACUAUCGAGGGCCCUCCGGCCGGGCGAAAGUGCGAGAUCCUGCUUCGGCAAACAAGCUUCAAGGCCCUCGAAGAGCGCGUCACGUUUUCCGAUGAACAGGGCAGUCCCGCCGGCGGAAAGAACGGCACGCACACAGCGCGGUUCGGCGAGGUAGAGCAGCGCGGUGCAGCUGUCACCAGAAAGGGCCGUGAGCUGUAUGAUCGGCUGCUCACUUCCGCUAUUACCCUUGCGGAGCGCGAAGGGCGCGUGUUGAGCGAGGUCCUCGCCGAGGCUUUCCGAGAAUACCCGGACGACUGGGACGAGUUGAGGAAGCAGAAUUUGGUCUAUUUCCGGUACCGCGUCCCGCAGGGCGUGACGCAGAAGAGUCUGGAUGCCAUUGGUGUUGCGAAGGAGUCGUCGGUACAUAUGGAGCAACUUCUCCAGGCAGGGUUGGUGGAGUGUGAGGCCAUUACCUACGAAGAUUUCCUACCCUUUUCGGCUGCCGGCAUUUUCACAUCGAAUCUGAAGGAAGAGCCCGGUUCAGAGGGCAACGGAACUACUCGGAGGAAACUUCAAGAGGUAGAAAACAGCGGUCGCGACGAACUGCAGAGGCUGCUGGGUAGCGAGAUCCCGAGCGAGAUUGAUCUGUACAAGGAGCUGCAGAGUGCCAGUGUUAGAGAGUGCGCGACCUUGCUGGGAUUGAAAGAGGUGUUGCUGGCCUGA